CCAUUGUUGUUCUUGUGAAAAUUCCGCCAAAGGCGUUCCGCUACGUGCGGAAUUAAAAGUUGAACCGGACUCGACUUUUCCGCCACUGUAAAUUCCGCGAGCCAAUCAAAAUGCUUGAUUUCGUGUGUUUUACAUAAAAUUUAAAAUAGCUGAAAGCUGAAAGGAAAUAGCGAAGCAGUAGCUGUGAAUGCAUCAUUGUGAACCAUUGUGACAAGAAAAAGGGAAAUAAGAUGUCUUUCGCAGAAUCUAGUCAGAUUUUGAUGUCAUGCACGCCAGUAGAGAGUCAAGUUACAGAAUUUGACAAAGAAUUGUUUAUAGAGGAAGUUCGGAAAUUUCCAUGUCUAUGGAACAUUUAUUCUACUGAUUACAAAGACAGAAACAUCAAAAAUAAUGCAUGGCAAGAAUUGGCAAGAAUAUUUCAAAAAGAUUGCGAAUUCCUUCAAAAACAACUAAAAUAUUUAAAAGACAACCUGAAAAAAUGUCUCGACAGAAGAACAAGGAUGACAAAAUCAGGUGCAGCUGCUUCGUCGUUACCAAAAUGUAACUAUUUUGAACAGAUGUCCUUUCUUUAUGAAAGAGCACCUAUGAACUUCCCAACUGAAAGCAAUGUACGGAUACAGAGUAAGGAAAAUACAGAACAAACGUGUUCAAAGGAAAGCGUUGAUCAACCCCCUGAUGUAGAUUUGUUCACACCACCACAAUCUCCUAUCAUUUUGAACAAAAUUACGGACAAUGGCAGCGCUACUGUCACGGCGAAGCGGGAGAAAAGAAAACGUAGUGAGAAUGCAGAAGGAAAUAGAAUUUUGAAAGAGUUGGAUGCAAUAGAGAAAGAAUUAAAAGCUGGUGAUAAAGAGGAAUGUGAAGAUAGUCUUUUUUCCCGUAGCCUAGUGCCCACUUUAAGAAAAUUAUCUGCCAAGAAGAACAAAAUGGAAAAAAUUAAGAUUUCGCAGCUGUUGUUUGAAAUUGAGUUUGAUGAGACAUGUGAAUAAAACUAAUUUUCUCUUUAACAUUUUUUAUAUAACAUAACAUUUUUUACAGUAUUUGUAUGGAUGUACAUGUUCUAUACAUGUUGACAUAAAGUAUUCAGUUUUUAUUUUGUCCUGUACUAUUGACAAUAUCCCACUGCCAUUCUACUGCUCCUUCAUUGUUGAAAUAGCAUUUAAAUUCAUCCCGAAUUAAGGCUGCCUGUUUUGAAUAAUUGUUUGAACUACAAUUUGUUAAGUCCUGAAUACCACUGAUACUUUCAGAGUCUUUUCUCCAUUCACCUGGAAUAAUAUUGUUUUGGCUUCCUCUAUCAACAUAGUUUUCUGGGCAGUAAUUAUAAGUAUCAUUUGCAUUGGAAACAGUCAUUAAGUAGUUGUGUAAUGCCACCACUGUUUAGUUAUUAAUACAACUUUGUCGACUUUACUUAUGAUGGGUCGGCGAAGAAAUCGAAAGCGGCUUGCAGCAAUUCCAAAUACAUUUUCUACUACUCGCCGCGCUCUUGAGAGCCUAUAGUUGAAUACUCGCUUUUCUUUUGCCAAGUUUUGAAGUGGGUACGGUUUCAUCAUGUGAGGUUUCAGCCCAAAAGCAUCAUCACCUAUUAAAGUAAAAGGCAACACACGAUUUGACUGUGGUAGUUUUGAUGCUUUUGGAAUAUUAAGUAGAUUAUUCUCAAUGCUAUAGCCAAGAUUGCUGUUCCCAUACACACUACCAUCACUUUGUCUUCCUGUAUCUCCAAUAUCUACCAUUAGAAAUUUAUAAAGUGCACUGCACACUGCCAUAAGCACAAUACUGUGUUGCUUUUUAUAAUUAAAGAAUGCUGAACCUAAUCUUGCUGGGGCCUGCAUCCCAACAUGCUUUCCAUCGAUUGCCCCUAAGCAAUUUGGAAAGUUUCAUUUUUUAUAAAAU
Hydractinia symbiolongicarpus is the source of this 1890-nucleotide messenger RNA. RefSeq lists its product as uncharacterized. Bases 231 to 989 code for a protein of 252 amino acids. Lineage: Eukaryota; Metazoa; Cnidaria; Hydrozoa; Anthoathecata; Hydractiniidae. Gene Ontology annotation, cellular component: transcription regulator complex; nucleus. The transcript is spliced from 3 exons. The record is from RefSeq and is a predicted model, not a curated record. Gene Ontology annotation, biological process: regulation of transcription by RNA polymerase II. Gene Ontology annotation, molecular function: DNA binding.